Bacidia gigantensis is the source of this 2088-nucleotide messenger RNA. RefSeq lists its product as uncharacterized. NCBI's taxonomy places the organism in Eukaryota, Fungi, Ascomycota, Lecanoromycetes, Lecanorales, Ramalinaceae. Gene Ontology annotation, molecular function: chloride channel activity. The transcript has 4 exons. Gene Ontology annotation, biological process: chloride transmembrane transport. Bases 1 to 2088 code for a protein of 695 amino acids. The record is from RefSeq and is a predicted model, not a curated record. Gene Ontology annotation, cellular component: cortical endoplasmic reticulum.
AUGUCACCGCAGAAUGCGGCGCUCCAUCCUAACUUUGCGGUCGACUACGUGAUCCUGCUUGAAGAAGCUGCGUUGACAAUUGACGCGCACAUAGAUAAGGCAAAAGCUGCAGAAGGAUUCGAAAACCUUGUCAAGUCAUUGGCAAGAGUAGGGUUAGCAACAGAAGUCCGCAACGGUGAAAAUAGAGAGACUCAGGCUACUUUAACAAGUCAAUCAAUGACGGACGCAGAGCGCCUGCGAAUUGUCUACCAUAUGAUAACCAACUCCCGAGAAGAAGGGGGUGCAGGAAUAACACCGAAGCAUGGCGAGUGGAAGAAUGUUGAAUCUAUAUUUCCGUUGCAUGACCAUGCAUAUAACAAAGAAUGGAUCAAGAAGUGGUCGAAGUCAUGGCUAUUGAAUGUUGAAGACCUGGAUGAGAUUCGAGAUCGACUUGGGGAGAAGGUAGCUUUCUACUUUGCGUUUACGCAGUCAUAUCUCUCAUUCUUGCUGUUCCCGGCCGCCUUCGGGUUCUCCUCCUGGGUUUUGCUUGGCCAUUUCUCGCCAAUCUAUGCCGUCGUCAACGGAUUAUGGAGUGUCAUCUUCAUUGAGUACUGGAAGCACCAGCAAAUCGACCUCGGGAUAAGAUGGGGAGUACGGGGCGUCUCAGCUAUACAAGAAAAGCGCCGGGAUUUUAGCCAUGAGAAGGAAGUCAAAGACCCUGUCACGGGAGAAGUGGUGCAGGUUUUCCCUGCUACGAAACGUCUAAGCCGACAGCUUCUCCAAAUUCCCUUUGCUAUCAUUGCCGCUACUGCAUUGGGCACGAUCAUUGCUACCUGUUUUGGUAUUGAAAUUUUUCUAUCGGAGGUGUACAACGGGCCUUUCAAGGGCAUCUUGGUUUUUCUCCCUACUGUGCUUCUGACAACGUUGAUUCCCACAAUGUCGACUUUACUGACCGAAGUCGCUACGCGUCUGAAUGAGUAUGAGAACUGGGAGACGACAGAUAGUUACGACUACGCUAUGACCUCAAAGAUCUUUGUACUCAACUUCAUUGUAUCCUAUCUGCCAAUAUUUCUGACCGCCUUUGUAUACGUGCCAUUUGGCAGUCUCAUUGUGCCGUACCUCGACGUAUUCCAAUUGACAGCUCGCCCGUUUGCGACAGAAGACAAACAACUCGAGACCCCUAAGACUGGCUUUCAGAUCAAUCCCGAAAGGCUCCGGAAACAAGUAAUCUAUUUCACAGUCACGGCGCAAAUUGUCAAUUUUGCGAUGGAAACGAUCGUUCCCUACGUCAAACGCAGAGCCUUCAGCAAAUAUCAGGAUAUGAAAACAGAGCGAGCAGCAAAGAAAGGCGGCGCUUCUCCUGGGGCUGGUGCUAAUGAUACCCCUGAAGAGGCCGAAUUUCUGACGAGAGUGCGCAAAGAAGCUGAGCUUGAUAUCUACGACGUGACUGGAGACUUGCGUGAAAUGGUGGUGCAAUUUGGAUAUCUCGCUCUCUUCUCCGUGGUAUGGCCGCCAACAGCGUGUUCUUUCCUCGCGAAUAACUGGGUCGAACUACGCUCCGACGCGUUCAAAAUAUGCGUGGAAAUGCAGAGGCCAACGCCUUUACGAGCUAGUGGUAUCGGUCCAUGGUUAGAUAGUCUUGGCUUUCUAUCCUGGGUUGGAAGUAUUACAACAGCCGCGCUUGUCUACCUCUUCAGUAACGAUGGAUUGGGUCCAGACGGAACACCAGGAAGCGUACAAGGCUGGGCCUUGCUGUUUGCGAUUUUCUGCUCCGAGCAUCUCUAUCUACUUACCCGUUGGGCUGUCCGGAUAGCGAUCUCAAAACUUGAUUCUCCUGGCAUGCAAAAAGAACGGGCAGAAAAAUUUUCAGUUCGAAAGCGCUAUUUGGAGGAAAUCUCGGCCAAUGAUUCCCUGGAGGUGCCUCCACCUAUUGAAAGUGAGCAGAUCACACGAAGCUCAUUGGAGGAGGACGCGAGACAGGAAACAUUGAGGAGCAGCGGACCAGUCGAUCACUUCUGGAGUAGACAAAGAAGUUGGGAAGAGAGUGCUAAGGUCGGGAGCAAGCUGAUUGCUCAGGUGGCACCACCUGAAUCUAAGAAAAGCCAGUAA